Physcomitrium patens is the source of this 4460-nucleotide messenger RNA. RefSeq lists its product as uncharacterized. NCBI's taxonomy places the organism in Eukaryota, Viridiplantae, Streptophyta, Bryopsida, Funariales, Funariaceae. The record is from RefSeq and is a predicted model, not a curated record. Gene Ontology annotation, cellular component: SAGA-type complex; DUBm complex.
GCAUUCACACGGGCAAGUUUCACGUCGCACAUGAGCAUGGGAUAGACUUGUGUCGUCUCUUUCUGAUUGCUAUCUCAUGGAUCUGUUCGUCUUGUUUGCUUGCGUCAAAACUAGCGUUCGGAGCGAAUUCGCUGAGGAGCUGCUCGCUGGGUCCUUAGCUUUGCUAGAUGGGUAAACAUAUACAGUGAAUUCAACCUCGAGGAUCUCAGUUUCUGCGCGUGUAUUUGUUACAAAUCCGUCCUCACAGACGGCGAUUAUGACGAUGCUUGAGACUUGGUAGAUGGUCAGAAUUGUAGUCGCUGCCUCUCACCUGCGGUAGAUCUGUGGAAGGAGGGGUGUUACUUAGUCAGAAUUUUCAACGAUCGAAAUACAAGGAUAAGAAGUUCUGAACCACCAGGACUGCUACUAUUUUUGACACCCUAUGAAAGGUUUCUGCAAUGAAGAAUCGGUUCUGGAGCUCGCUUGACACAAUUCGAAUGACGCCAUGGCCAUGUUAAGAAGGGACAUCUACAAUGUCGAGGUCGACGAAAGACAGCCGAGAACCUAAGGGCAGACCACGAGGUAUGCGAAAAGGGAGGAUACCACCACCAAAUCGACAAGGAAUUGGAAUGACACCUGCUAACAUACGAGGUGGAGUAAUGCGACCACCGAAUGUUCACAUGGUGGGAAGGCCAGCACCGAACCUGCAAGCCGGGGUUAUGCUUCCACCGGUUGCUCAAGUAGCAGGAAUACCACCGCCGAAUGUGCAAGGUUGGAGAAUACCGCCACCCAAUGCGCCCGUCGUAGGAGUUCAACCAAAUGUGCAAGGUGGGGGAAUGAUGCUACCAAAUAUGCUAGUCAUAAGAAUGCCGCAACCGAAUUUGCAAGUCAGGGGAAUGCCGCCAAUUCCCGAAGUCAUGGGAGUACCGCCAGGUAUUGAUCCUGACAGUCCACCGCGUGAGGAUCUUACACCAAUACCGGUUCCGAAUUGGUUACUGUACCGACCUCGACGAGUGGGUGAACACGGAUGGGCUAAAGACAACAUCAAGAGCUUUUUGGCCUCGGAAGAAAGGGCCGCUCACAUGUGGGCCCGCCAGGUAUCACUUCAAGAACAAAUGAAGCGGUUCUUUUCCAACCAUGAUGGGGCCUUUGAGGAGUUUUCAGAUUUGUUGGACUCUAUUAUAAUAGAUGUCGCAUCUGAAGAGCACAGAGCAGCGAAACUUGGUUUCGACAGGCGCUAUGAGCGUGGUGACCAUCCAGUAGCUUUUUCAGAACUAACAAUCGACUCAUUUGGAGUCGAUACGGUUGGAUCAUCAGACCCGUUUGCCAAUACUACAAAAAAAACUGACGUAUUUGGUUCGUCAGAUCCAGGUGCCGGUGCUACGGUUGAAUGUCCAGUUUGUGAAAAGCAAAUGGAGGCUGGGAUCUUUGCUGCUCAUUUGGAGGAAUGUAUGGCCGAUGUGAAGACCACAAAAGCAACAACAGCAUGCGGGACGCAAUGUCAGAAGCAAAAGCAGCAACAAUCUCAGGAGCGAGGCAAGAUGAUAGCUGACGAAAGCGCCCCAUCACCUGACUCUAGCGAGAUGAGUUCAAGUUCUGACGAACUACCUAAGGAAGCUCAGUUUGAGGAAGCUCAGUUAGAGAAAUCUCAGUUUGAGGAAGGUCGGUGUAAGGAAUCACUGCCUGAUGAGACAGCAUCUCAAGAACACGAUUCGCAGCGGGAGGAUGAUUUAGCACAAGUGUUGGCACUAUCAUACAGCAGCGACGAUUCAUCAAACGAGGAUCCGCCUGAGGAUGAUUCACCACCUGAGGAUGAUUCACCGCCUGAGGAUGGUUCACCCCCUGAGGACGAUCCACCGCCUGAAGAUGAUUCACCACCCCCUGAGGACGAUCCACCGCCUAAAGAUGAUCCACCAUCCCCUGAGGAUGACUCACCACCAGAUGAUGAUUUAGAGAUAAUUUCCGAAAAAAACCCGGCUAAGGACGUGUUGAUAAAUUUUCUGGGCUCGGCUAUAAUGGACGUUGCAAGAGAAGAAUACAGAGAAGCGAAACUUGGUUUCCACAUUAGCUAUGAAAGUGAUAAGCACUCAUCAGCAUCUGCACAAUCGGAAGGAGACUUACCGAGUAACGUGAACGAAUUUGGUUCACCUAAUCGGGUGGCCAAUGAUACAGUUCGGUGUCCGAUUUGUGGGAUCAAGAACAUUGGGGCUGAUGAUUUCAGUUACCAUUUGAAGAAAUGUAUGGAUAAGGUUCAGAGUCAAGCUGAGGCAAGUAAUUUACGGAGAAUUUCAAGUUCUUUGGAAUCAUCUGGUUCAAGCGGGGCGAGGUCAAGCACUAGCAAACCAAGAAGAACCGCACGCAACGCAACAGAGAGACUGCUGUCACUAACACCUCGAUACAAAGCAAAAUCUCAUAGAAAUACAAGGGUUUCAGAAACAGGAAGCUCCAGGGUGGGAUCACCCGCAGAACGUCAAGCCUCGCAGCCAGACUGGGUUCCGCAAGAACAUUGGACAGAUCCCACUCAGCGCAACACAGAGAGAAUCGAUGUGGGAAAUAUUGUGGUGGAAUCGCCCCCGAGUCCCCCACUAGCCUGGAUUCUGCAAGAACUGUCAACAGACUCUUCUCAGCCCAACAUAAACCGUAAUGACGCAAGAAAUCCCAUAGAGCAAACACCAGCAGUAAAUAAGGCUUUUCCACCAGAGUUGGUUCUGAAAGGACAGUCAACAGACCCUAUUCAGCCCAACAUUGAGCCAACACAUGCAGUUAAUCCUACGGUAGAAACACCCGCAGUCUGUCAGGCUUUUGCAUCAGACCGCAUUCGGGAAGACGCUGCUUAGUCUGAAAUAGAGCUCAUUGAAAACCCAUAUAUGUUGCACCGAACCCUUUCUAAGGUCUAUAGAAGAUUAUUUCCGGGCGUCAGCAGUAUGGUAACAGCACAACAAGGCCUAUCCUUAAAUCAUUUUCGUUGUCUCUCGGGUGUUUAUACGUCAAUGCUUUAAUACUAAACCUUCAGCAUGCCUUUUAGGGCCGCUGAAGAGCAGGCAAUUGAAUCACUGGCCGAUGACACAGCGACUCCAGAACACCUCAAACGGAGUGACAAUGAGUUAGCGCAUGCAUUGGAAGUGGAAAUUGGUAGCAGUGGUGAACCUGUGGAUAAUGAAUCAAAGGAUGCUCCACAUGAGGAUGGCUCGCCACCAGUUAUCGAUUCGUGGAUAAUUACGAAAGGUGACCUGGUUCAGUGGAUCUAUUUGGAUUUGCUGGACGCAAUUACAAUGGACUUCGUGAACGAACAACACAGAGAUGAACACUUUGCAAACGUUGAACAUUCGGUAGCCAAUCCGAGGUUCACGGUCAAACCGAAAUCCAAAGUUUAUGUGUUGUUAUCACCAAAGAGCAAUACCAAGGCUAGAGUACCAUGCUCGGAUUGUGGAAGGAGCAUGACACCUGGUCGUAUUGAACGUCACUUGCAGAGAUGUAGCUUAAAGGUGAGCGCCUCUUCACGAACCGUGAGACAAACAAUUGUUUAUAUAAUAGGCCUUCUGUAACCGAACAUCCGAUCCAACACAUGGGCGAGAUUGAGCAAAGCUCACUUGGGGUGUGACAUCACUCUACAGGGGAUGCCAGCCAGUUGAGAACACCGCAAAGAUUACACUUCUCAGCUCGAGUCUCUUUCGGUGCAACCCUUCAAACCGAGAAACUACGGUACAAUUCCCACAGAAACUCUCGACCCAACUCGGCAAAGGCGUGCGACUCCCAUCAUGCUCCCUCUGCAAUCACCAUCUGUGAGUCCAAAGACUUGGAUCUUGUGAAGGAGCCAUAGCCCACACCACCGGUGCCAGCUCUGGACGAUGUUGCUGGCUCAAACAGAAUCGUUCAUGAAGUUUAGUUUUACCUAGCCAUGGGAGCAGAGACCUGGCCAGAAGCUGGUUCUGAAGCAAGAGCAGGCUCCAGUUCAGCAACAAGCUCAGGCACCCAGUUGUGUCCGCUCCAUCGACACUCAGGAAGUAGUUGUGUUGAUGUAUCUGUGUGUAAUCGUCUCUCCAUGUACAGACUCCAUCCAGUAAUCGUUCAGCGACGAAAGAGGAAACGGGAGCUUCAGCAGCAGUAGCACCUGCAACAACAACAAAAAAGAAGCUCAAGAUGAAACGCUUGGAUGAGUUACAGAGCAUUUGGUAAACCUUCAACCCCCCAUGACCCUCCCUCCACAAGUUGAAGUAACGCAGUUUUGAAGAAAAAACAGGAUAAAAAACGGAGGAAACUACUACACAACACCAAUGAUUCUGGGCUUGGCAUUUCCGGGUCUCGUUUCCGUAUUGGAAGUAUGUAGCAAAGUGUGGUCAUUUCUCCCAAGUCAUUGUUAUUGUUGUUUUGAGUGUUGGUUAGAAUGCCACUAUGGCAAGUCAGUCGUUGUUGAAGAUGUUUGGUUCAUUUUUGGUGUAGAAAUUGUGCAAAACUUUGUGUUUGUUUUUUAUGCAUAUAAA